Messenger RNA from Linum trigynum, 459 nucleotides. Lineage: Eukaryota; Viridiplantae; Streptophyta; Magnoliopsida; Malpighiales; Linaceae. The record is from the annotation of a GenBank genome assembly.
AUGUCGAAUCCCAGCAGCAGCAUGAACAUGGAACACCACCACCACCAUCCUCAUGAAGCCCACAUCAAUAAUACCGGCGCCGUCCAACUCGAUUCCCGCAAGGCCCUCGACGACGACGGCCGCCCCAAGGACGUGGGUGACCGGGAGCGCUCACAUAACAACGACGAUGAUAGGGUCGGGAUGCUGUCCCUGGGUUGGGCCAUGGCCCAGCUGGGCUGGGUGGCCGGGCCGGUGGUCCUAAUGGCAUUCUCCUUCAUCACUUUCUUCACCUCCACGCUCCUGGCCGACGCCUACCGCUCCCCCAACCCCGUCACGGGCCGCCGCAACUACACCUACAUGGACACCGUCCGGGCCCACCUGGGCGGCCGCAAGGUCCAGCUCUGCGGCCUGGCCCAGUACGGCAACCUCGUCGGCAUCACCGUCGGUUACACCAUCACCGCCUCCAUCAGCAUCGUGUAA